AUGGAGCUUGGUAUGAGGAGGACGAGGACGAGGACGCUUUCCCUAGAUCCUAAAACAAACCUCACUCGCGACAUUGCGCACAGUUCUGGCCAUGCCGAUCAAAACUAUGAAGACUGGGAGCUACGGUCUAUGGUGGAAAAUUAUGUUGGCCGAGACCAAAAGUCUGGAUAUCCAAAGCGCGGGCUAGGUGUCACUUGGCAAAAUCUUACUGUCCAAGUCGCCAGUUCCGAUACAGCCAUCCACGAAAACAUUGUCUCGCAGUUUAACAUCCUCAAACGAAUCACAGAAUACCGUAAAAAGCCACCUCUCCGAACCAUUCUUGAUAAUAGCCAUGGUUGUGUCAAGCCGGGAGAGAUGCUUCUUGUUCUCGGACGACCUGGCUCAGGUUGCACAACUCUACUCAAGCAGUUGAGCAAUCAGAGGCAUGGCUAUAUGGAUGUCUCCGGGAGCGUGCAUUACGGCAGCCUGUCUGCGCAAGAUGCAGGAAAAUACCGCGGCCAAAUCGUCAUGAAUACCGAAGACGAGCUCUUCUUCCCAACUUUGUCGGUAGAGCAGACGAUGGAUUUUGCAACGCGGCUGAAGGUCCCCUUCCGACUUCCUGAAGGUAUCAGUACGCAAGAAGAGAUACGGCUGGAAACACGCCAGUUUUUACCGAAAUGUUUGGGCAUUGAGCGUACCAGGAAUACAAAAGUCGGCAGCGAGUAUGUUCGUGGAAUUUCAGGCGGCGAAAGAAAACGAGUGUCCAUCAUUGAGACCUUAGCCACAAAAGGAUCGGUGCUUGUCCUUGACGGCGGGAGGCAGAUUUUCUAUGGCCCUAUGCGCGAGGCCACCCCUUUUAUGGAAGCGCUCGGGUUCAUCUGUCAGGAUGGUGCGAACACUGCCGAUUUUCUCACUAGUGUGACGGUCCCUACAGAGAGAGAGACCAAGGCCAACAAGUCGUUUCCGACCAGUGCAGAGGAGAUACAGAAGCAGUACGAAGCAUCACCCAUCUAUGAAAGUAUGGUAACGGAAUACGACUAUCCCCAAAGUACUGAAGCUAUGGAAAAGACUGACAGGUUUGUUGAAGCUAUCAAACUUGAAAAGGCUAGCUCCUUGGGGAGAAAUAAUCCAAUGACCAUAUCCUUCACUGCCCAGCUCAUGGCCUAUAUCAAAAGGCAGUGUCAAAUCCUUUGGGGUGAUAAGGUGACAGUGGUCGUUAGACAGGCUGUCAACCCCACCCAGGCAUUCAUAUCAGGAUCCCUUUUCUACAAUGCGCCCGAUACUUCAUCUGGUGUCUUUUUGAAAACCGGCGCUUGUUUCCUCGCCUUACUGUUCAACAUCCUCAUGUCAGUGUCCGAGGUUAUUAGCUCUUUCAGUGGCCGGCCAAUCCUUAUAAAGCAUCAAUCGUUUGCUUUUUUCCACCCCGCUGCAUUCUGUCUUGCACAGAUCGUUGUUGAUAUCCCCAUAUUCCUCGGCCAGAUCUCGGCAUUUUCUGUGAUCCUUUACUUCCUCGUUGGCCUUGAUAAGUCUGCAGAAAACGUUUUUUACUUGCUGGGCUAUAUUGACCUCUUCUACAAUGCUAUUGGUGCAUCCUUACAGACCUUCGACGCAGCAUCAAAGAUAUCAGGCCUUACCUUGCUCGUAGCAGCCAUGUAUUCAGGAUACAUGAUCCCCAAAACCGAUAUGCACCAUUGGUUUGAGUGGCUAUUCUGGAUUAAUCCAAUAGCCUACGGUUUGGAGGGACUGUUGACCAACGAAUUCCAUGGCAGAGCGAUUCGGUGUGUAAACCACAACUGGGCCUUUUGGAGUCUCUUUGCCGUCCUCACUAUUAUGGCCGCCAUGUAUUGGAGGCCGCCCUCGGAUGGUCAACCUAGUCUAGUUACACCUUGUGAGCUCACUCCUAAGGCUUCAGUGCCUCACCGGAUUGACGAAGAAGCACAAACAUCAGAAGCGCCAACCCUUCCCAGUAGCACCCUUUCUACGUCAGAGAAGUUCGAAGCCGAUAACGGCCAGACAGAUUUAAUCCGCAACACCAGCAUAUUUACUUGGAAAAAUCUUACCUAUACUGUCAAGACGCCAUCGGGUGACCGCGUUCUACUGGACAACGUCCAAGGCUGGGUUCAACCGGGCGUACUUACAGCUCUCAUGGGUUCUUCUGGCGCAGGUAAAACGACGUUACUCGACGGUCUAGCCCAAAGGAAGACUGAAGGUACCAUCAGAGGAUCUAUAAUGGUUGAUGGUUACCCGUUACCUAUAUCUUUCCAGCGAUGUGCUGGUUAUUGCGAACAACUUGAUGUACACGAGCCUUACGCAGCAGUGCGUGAGGCACUAGAGUUCAGUGCUUUGCUCCGUCAGGACCGAAAGACGCCUUAUAAGGAGAAGCUAAGAUAUGUUGAUGCCAUUAUCGAUCUCUUUGAGCUACAUGAUAUCGCAGAUAGGCUCAUCGGCAGUAUUGGAAAUGGAUUGAAUGUGGAGCAGCGAAAACGCAUCACUAUAGGCGUCGAGCUGGUGUCAAAGCCCAGCAUUCUCAUCUUUCUUGAUGAACCUACGUCUGGUAUUGAUGGGCAGUCGGCAUACAGUACUGUACGGUUCUUGCGUAGGCUUGCCGCAGCAGGAAAAGCUAUCCUCGUCACAAUCCAUCAACCGUCAGCCCAAUUCUUCGGUCAGUUUGACAAGCUGCUGCUUCUCACCACAGGCGGCAAGACAGUCUACUUUGGGGAUAUUGGUGAUCAAGCACAGGUUGUGAAGAGCUAUUUUGAGCGGAAUGGCGCCCCAUGCCCGGCCAAGGCCAACCCUGCUGAGCAUAUCAUUGACGUUGUCUCUGGAGCACAAUCUCAUGGCAAGGAUUGGAGCCAAGCGUGGCUCUCUUCGGGAGAGUAUGAGGUGAUGUCAAAAGAGCUAGAACAUCUCAUCUCAACAGCUAGCUCUCGCCCAGCGACUCUUCCCGACGAUAGCUACGAGUUUGCAGUACCUCUUUGGGAGCAGAUUAGACUUGUAUCAAAGCGGAUGAGUAUUUCACUUUACCGCAAUACAGGCUAUGUCAACAACAAGUUCAUCCUCCACAUUUUCGCUGCCUUGCUUAACGGCUUCAGCUUCUGGAAGAUAGGGAACUCCUACGGUGAUAUGCAACUCCAACGCGAUGUCUUUGAGGCACGUGAGAAGAAGUCAACAAUGUACUCAUGGGUUGCUUUUGUUACUGGGCUCAUUACAUCCGAGGUUCCUUACCUUGUUAUUUGCGCUGUUUUAUAUUUCAUCUACUGGUACUAUACAGCUGGUCUUCCCUCCGAAACAUCUCGUUCCGGCUCUAUCUUUUUUGUAAUGCUUAUGUACGAGUUCCUCUACACAGAUAUUGGGCAAUUCAUUGCAGCAUACGCACCCAAUGAUGUUUCAGCGUCCCUGGUCAACCCGUUACUCAUUGGCAUAUUGGUUUCUUUCUGUGGCGUGCUCACGCCGUACACCCAGAUCCCAGCGUUCUGGCGCCACUGGAUUUACUGGCUCAACCCAUUCAACUACCUUAUGGGGAGCAUGCUCGUCUUUUCCUUGUGGGGGCGGGAUAUUGAGUGCAGCCAAGCCGAAUUAGCCGUCUUCGAUCCCCCGAACGGGUUGACCUGUGGUGAAUAUCUCGGUGAAUAUCUGGCUUCACCAUACGGUGCACUGAACAACUUGACCAAUCCAGGCUCCCUCAGUGGGUGUCAAGUGUGUCCUUUGACACGCGGGGAGGGUUACCUCUAUACACUCAAUUUGGAUGCAUACCACUACGGAUGGCGGGACGCUGCAGUUGUUGUUGUAUUUGUUCUCAGCUCAUACGGCCUAGUAUACCUAUUGAUGAAGCUGAGAUCCAAGACGUUAAAGACAGCGCAGUAA
Clonostachys rhizophaga is the source of this 3843-nucleotide messenger RNA. Lineage: Eukaryota; Fungi; Ascomycota; Sordariomycetes; Hypocreales; Bionectriaceae. The record is from the annotation of a GenBank genome assembly.